This is a messenger RNA of Equus quagga, 1726 nucleotides long. RefSeq names its product recombination activating 2 (gene RAG2). Gene Ontology annotation, cellular component: DNA recombinase complex; nucleus. Bases 143 to 1726 code for a protein of 527 amino acids. NCBI's taxonomy places the organism in Eukaryota, Metazoa, Chordata, Mammalia, Perissodactyla, Equidae. Gene Ontology annotation, molecular function: sequence-specific DNA binding; protein binding. The transcript is spliced from 3 exons. The record is from RefSeq and is a predicted model, not a curated record. Gene Ontology annotation, biological process: V(D)J recombination.
AACACCUGGUUUAGCGGCAGAGACUCAGAGAGGGCGAGCAGUCCCUCUGGCCGUCAGGCCUUCACUCUAACAUGGAGUGUAUUUCACAUGAAAGCUCCUGACAUCUCUCCAAGAUAAAAAAAUCUACCCACCAUCAGAAAAUAUGUCGCUACACAUGGUAACAGUCGGUAAUAACCUAGCCUUAAUUCAACCAGGCUUCUCACUGAUGACUUUUGAUGGGCAGGUUUUCUUCUUCGGCCAAAAAGGCUGGCCCAAGAGGUCCUGCCCCACUGGAGUUUUCCAUUUUGAUAUAAAGCAUAACAACCUCAAACUGAAGCCCACAGCUUUCUCUAAGGAUUCCUGCUACCUUCCUCCUCUCCGCUACCCAGCCACUUGCACCUUCAAAGGCAGCUCAGAGUCUGAAAAGCAUCAAUACAUCAUCCACGGAGGGAAAACACCAAACAAUGAGCUUUCGGAUAAGAUUUAUGUCAUGUCUGUUGUUUGCAAGAACAGCAAAAAAGUUACUUUUCGCUGCACGGAGAAAGACUUGGUAGGAGAUGUUCCUGAAGCCAGAUAUGGUCAUUCCAUUGAUGUGGUGUAUAGUCGAGGGAAAAGUAUAGGUGUUCUCUUUGGAGGACGGUCCUACAUCCCUUCCACCCAAAGAACCACAGAAAAAUGGAAUAGCGUAGCUGACUGCCUGCCCCAUGUUUUCUUGGUGGAUUUUGAAUUUGGGUGCUCUACAUCAUACAUUCAUCCAGAACUUCAGGAUGGGCUAUCUUUUCACGUCUCCAUUGCCAGAAAUGAUACCAUUUAUAUUUUAGGAGGACAUUCACUUGCCAAUAACAUCCGCCCUGCCAACCUAUACAGAAUAAGGGUUGAUCUCCCCCUGGGUAGUCCAGCAGUGAACUGCACCGUCUUGCCAGGAGGAAUCUCUGUCUCCAGUGCAAUUCUGACUCAAACAAACAAGGAUGAAUAUGUUAUUGUUGGUGGCUAUCAGUUUGAAAAUCAAAAAAGAAUGGUCUGCAACAUUGUCUCUUUUGAGGACAACAAGAUAGAAAUUCGUGAGAUGGAGACCCCAGAUUGGACCCCAGAUAUUAAGCACAGCAAGAUAUGGUUUGGAAGUAACAUGGGAAAUGGAGCCAUUUUCCUUGGCAUACCAGGAGACAAUAAGCAGGCUCUUUCAGAAGCAUUCUAUUUCUAUAUAUUGAAAUGUGCUGAAGACGAUUUGAAUGAAGACCAGAAAACAUUAACAAACAGUCAGACAUCAACAGAAGACCCAGGGGACUCCACUCCCUUUGAAGACUCAGAAGAAUUUUGUUUCAGUGCAGAAGCAAAUAGUUUUGAUGGUGAUGAUGAAUUUGACACUUAUAAUGAAGAUGAUGAGGAAGAUGAGUCUGAGACGGGCUACUGGAUUACAUGCUGCCCUACUUGUGAUGUGGAUAUCAACACUUGGGUACCAUUUUAUUCAACUGAGCUCAACAAACCUGCCAUGAUCUACUGCUCUCAUGGAGAUGGGCACUGGGUCCAUGCCCAGUGCAUGGAUCUGGCAGAACGCACGCUCAUCCAUCUGUCAGAAGGAAGCAACAAGUAUUACUGCAAGGAGCAUGUGGAGAUAGCAAGAGCACUGCAAACCCCGAAAAGAGUCCUACCCUUAAAAAAGCCUCCACUGAAAUUGCUCCACAAAAAAGGUUCUGGGAAAAUUUUGACUCCUGCCAAGAAAUCCUUUCUUAGAAGGUUGUUUGAUUAG